Messenger RNA from Peromyscus leucopus (white-footed mouse), 5400 nucleotides. RefSeq names its product GON-4-like protein. Gene Ontology annotation, molecular function: transcription coregulator activity. NCBI's taxonomy places the organism in Eukaryota, Metazoa, Chordata, Mammalia, Rodentia, Cricetidae. The record is from RefSeq and is a predicted model, not a curated record. Gene Ontology annotation, cellular component: nucleus. Gene Ontology annotation, biological process: regulation of DNA-templated transcription.
ACGCCCUAAAACAAGAUGGCGCCUAUGGUUGUGCGCAUGCUCCUUGACGUCCAACUUCCGCGCUCCGGGGGCGCGCACGUCCGGCGGUGCCGUUGCCUUACUUCCGCUGGUGCGGAGCGGAGUUUCCGCGGAAUCGGCCCGCGUCCCAGGGUACUGUGCAGAUGGAACAGAAGUGGGACUUGUAAAAUGUUGCCCUGUAAAAAGAGAAGAGCUACAGUGACAGAGUCUGUGCAGCAGGGGGAUGACCAGGAAGGAGAUGAUUUAGACCUAGAGUCAGCUGUGAAGCCAGAGUCCGACCAGCUGAAAGACUUGGGGUCGGAGUCACUGUCCUGGGGUCCAGGUCAUGAGAGUGCUGUGUGUCCCGAGCUGCACUCCAUGCAUGAUGUAGAAAACCAGCUCAGCAUGGAGGAUCCGUCUCUAAGCUCUAAGAUGCUCACCCAGCAUGGCAACUUACCGGUUUUGGAAGCUGUUGGUGUAGCCAUCCCUCAGGAAAUCACCCUUCCUUCCUUGGAGUCUUCUCAUUCCCUUACUGUACACAUGGAUCAAGGGAGACUCCCAGCCACGGGCUCAAAGAAAGUGAAGAAAACUGCCUUCCAGCCUGGGCUGAUGACCAGAGAAGACCAAGGGGAUCAUCCUGUCAUAGUGGAACCUCCUUCAGGAGAGCCUGGUGAAGAAGUCAAGGCAGAAGGAGGUACCAAGAGGAAACGAGAUGGAAAGGGCCAAGAACAAGGGACAGUGGUACAUGACCUGAAACUGGAUGACGUGCUCGAUCGUACCUUAGAGGAUGGUGCUAAGCAGUACAAUCUGACAGCAAUCAAUGUACGGAAUAUCCUGCACGAAGUCAUCACAAAUGAACAUGUUGUAGCCAUGAUGAAAGCUGCCAUCAGUGAGACAGAAGACAUGCCAUUGUUUGAGCCUAAGAUGACGCGCUCUAAGCUGAAGGAAGUGGUGGAGAAAGGAGUGGUCAUUCCAACUUGGAAUAUCUCACCAAUUAAGAAGGCCAAUGAAAUUAAGCAGCCUCCACAGUUUGUGGAUAUUCACCUUGAAGAAGAUGAUUCCUCAGACGAGGAGUACCAGCCAGAUGAAGAGGAGGAGGAUGAGACGGCUGAAGAGAGCUUAUUGGAAAGUGAUGUUGAAAGCACUGCCUCGUCUCCACGUGGAGUGAAGAGAUCCAGACUGCGAGCGUCUUCUGAAGUGGCUGAGACAGACGAGGAGAGUGGCAUGUUGUCAGAGGUUGAGAAAGUCACCGCACCUGCUGUGAGGCACAUCAGUGCUGAAGUAGUGCCCAUGGGGCCCCCACCGCCUCCCAAACCGAAGCAGACCCGGGACAGUGCUUUCAUGGAGAAGUUAAAUGCAGUAGAUGAGGAGCUGGCUUCUAGUCCUGUCUGCAUGGACUCUUUCCAGCCCAUGGAGGACAGUCUCAUUGCAUUCCGAACUCGGUCUAAGAUGCCCCUGAAAGAUGUUCCUCUGGGCCAACUAGAAGCUGAACUUCAGGCUCCAGAUAUCACCCCGGAUAUGUAUGACCCGAAUACAGCUGAUGAUGAGGACUGGAAGGUGUGGCUGGGGGGCCUCUUAAAUGAUGACGUGGAGAACGAGGAUGAAGCGGAUGAUGAUGAUGAUCCAGAAUAUAACUUCCUGGAAGAUCUUGAUGAACCAGACACAGAGGAUUUCCGUACUGACCGUGCAGUGAGAAUCACUAAAAAAGAAGUAAACGGGCUGAUGGAGGAGCUGUUUGAAACUUUCCAAGAUGAAAUGGGAUUCUCUAAUAUGGAAGAAGAUGGCCCUGAGGAAGAGGAGCGUGUUCCAGAGUCUCGGCCAGACUUCAACACCCCUCAAACCCUACGGUUUGAGGAACCAUUGGCCAACUUGCUAAAUGAACGACACCGGACGGUGAAAGAGCUGCUUGAACAACUGAAAAUGAAAAAAUCUUCCUCCAAACCACAGCCUGAAGUGGAGAGGCUUAAACCCCAGAAGGAGACGGUGCAUCAGGCUCUGAUUCUAGACGCAGCACAGAGGAGCAGGCUUCAGCAGCAGAUGCAGCAGCAUGUUCAGCUCUUGACACAAAUCCACCUUCUCACCACCUCCAACCCCAACCUCAGCUCCGAGGCCAGCACCACCAGAGUAUUUCUGAAAGAGCUGGGAACCUUUGCAGAGAACUCCAUCGCCCUUCACCAACAGUUCAACCCCAAGUUUCAGACCUUGUUCCAACCCUGUAACUGGAUGGGAGCUAUGCAGCUCAUUGAAGACUUCACACAUGUCAGCGUUGACUGCAGUCCUCAUAAAACGGUCAAGAAAACGGCCAGUGAAUUUCCCUGUUUGCCAAAGCAAGUUGCUUGGAUCCUGGCCACAAACAAGGUUUUCAUGUAUCCAGAGCUUCUCCCCAUAUGUUCACUGAAGGCAAAUAAUCCUCGGGAUAAGAUCAUCUUUACCAAGGCUGAGGACAAUCUGUUAGCUUUAGGACUGAAGCACUUCGAAGGCACAGAGUUCCCUAAACCUCUAAUCAGCAAGUACCUUGUAACUUGUAAGACCGCUCACCAGCUGACGGUGAGGAUCAAGAACCUCAACCAGAACAGAGCUCCUAACAACGUGAUUAAAUUUUAUAAGAAGACCAAACAGCUGCCAGUUCUGAUGAGGUGCUGUGAAGAGACCCAGCCACAGCAGUGGAGGCCUCCCGUAGAGAAGGAGGAACACCGGCUCCCAUUCUGGUUAAAGGCCAGUGUACAGUCCAUUCAGGAUGAACUUCGGAAAACAGCUGAAGGCGUUGAGGAAGGAGCAACUGUGACCAGAGCCACAGAAGCCGGCACAGAUCAGCACUUAGAGAAAGUGCCUGAAUUGGGGAGCGAAACUCGAUACCCACUGCUGAUGCCCAAGGGUGUAGUCCUGAAGUUGAAGCCAGAUUCCAAGCGUUUCAUCAGAAAGGCUUUGCGAUUGAACCGGCCAUUGGUCCAGAAGCCCCUUCUUAUCCAGCCCAGCCCCUGUGUUCAGCCUGGGUUCAACACAGGGAAAAUAGCAACCUGGUCAACUCAAUCAGAAGUCCUCCCAGGAAACAUAGUGGUUCAGAUUCCUCAUCUGAUCCAGCCAGCCACUGUCUUACAAUCACUUCCUGGUUUCUCUUCAGUGGCGGUCAGCGGAGAACAUAGUUUUGAGUCUUCUGCAGCACUGCCUACUAUGGCCUCCGGUCCUGAAGCCAGGACCAGCUUCCCCCUGUCUGAGUCUCAGUCACCACUGCCUUCUUCCUCUGCACCCAAGAUAAUGCUACCCUCACUCGCCCCUUCGAAAUUUCGAAAGCCAUAUGUGAGGCGGAAGCCUACAAGAAGAAAAGGAACCAAGGUUUCUCCCUGUGUGAAAGCUGCCCCCAUCAUCCACCCCACACCUGUCAUCUUCACGGUUCCUGCCGCCACAGUGAAGGUGGUAAGCCUACCCAGUGGAUGUAAUGUGAUCCAGCCUGUUAGCGCCGUGGCCCCGAAUCCCCAGACCAUUCCCAUCACCACUCUCCUUGUUAAUCCUACUUCCUUCCCCUGUCCGUUAAAUCAGCCCCUCGUGGCCUCCUCCAUCUCCCCCUUAAUUGUUUCGAGCAAUCUGACACUUCCUGUAUCAUCUGUUCCUGAAGAUAAGGUCCAAAUGAACUUGGAUAUUGCUGAAGGGAAAAAUGCUCCUCAAAACCCUGACUCCACGUCAAAUUCCCAGGAACUAAAUCCUCUCUGUGCUACUGUCUUCUCCAAAGAGGAUCCUAGGCCAUGGUGUUCUUCAUCAGGUAUGGAAAGCCAACAAACAUCCUCAGAAUCCAGUGCCUGUGGCUGGACAGGUGUGAAAAUGGAAAGCCAGGAGGGAUCUUCAGAAUCCAGUGCCUGUGCCUGGACAGGUGUGAAAAUGGAAAGCCAGGAGGGAUCUUCAGAAUCCAGUGCCUGUGGCUGGACAGCUGUGAAAACAGAAAGCCAGGAGGGAUCUUCAGAAUCCAGUGCCUGUGGCUGGACAGGUGUGAAAAUGGAAAGCCAGGAGGGAUCUUCAGAAUCCAGUGCCUGUGGCUGGACAGGUGUGAAAAUGGAAAGCCAGGAGGGAUCUUCAGAAUCCAGUGCCUGUGCCUGGACAGGUGUGAAAAUGGAAAGCCAGGAGGGAUCUUCAGAAUCCAGUGCCUGUGCCUGGACAGGUGUGAAAAUGGAAAGCCAGGAGGGAUCUUCAGAAUCCAGUGCCUGUGGCUGGACAGCUGUGAAAACAGAAAGUCAGGAGGGAUCUUCAGAAUCCAGUGCCUGUGGCUGGACAAGUGUGAAAAAUGAAGAGGAUGGGCAAGCUUUAGAGCCAUUGCCUUUGAGUCUCCAGUUAUCUCUGAACUCCACAUCGAAGGAUUUAGAAGAAAUGGUCAAGAUGGAAGCUGAGGAUCGUGUGGAGGAAAUGUCCAGUACCUUCCCCGAGCAGGACAUUGCUGAGACAGUGAAAGAAGAAUACUCUAUGGAAUUAGACCGUGGCUCCCCUCAGGAGAAGCCGAGUAGUGCUAGAGAGCGGAGGAAAGAAGCAGUCGUGCAGACAGAGGAGACCCGAGCAGCUUCGUCCCUUUCCGUGUCCCAAGAGCCGCCUGAUGAGGGGAGUCCAAGUGGAGAGGCAAGCAGAGGGUUGCCCAGAGGUACUCCGUCCUCCGUGGAGCAGGAGACGGUGCUCAGCAGGCCUCCAGGGAAGGCUGAGGACUCGGCCAUUGCUGACAGUCAGUCUGUAGGGACCCCGGCAGGACCAGACACUGGAGGAGAGAAAGACGGGCCUGAGGAAGAAGAGGAGGAGGACUUUGAUGACCUCACCCAAGAUGAAGAAGAUGAACUGUCAUCAGCUUCGGAGGAGUCCGUGCUUUCUGUCCCGGAGCUCCAGGAGACUAUGGAGAAACUGACUUGGCUGGCUUCUGAAAGGAGCAUGAGUCAGGAGGGUGAGUCUGAGGAGGAGAACUCCCAAGAGGAGAACUCUGAGCCAGAAGAAGAGGAAGAGGAGGCUGAAGGGAUGGAAGCCUUGCAGAAGGAGGAUGAAGUGAACGAUGAAGCAGCUGGAGAUGCUGCUGAGAAGCCCCCUUCUACCUCGGCCUCACCCAAGACUGCUCCAGAAGUGGAGAGCAGCAUAAGCCCCGCAGGUGGGACUGUCCACAUGCUGAUAUGCCCACAUAUGAGCACCUGGUGUGAUGAUAUCAUUGUGCCAACCCCACCACAUACACACAGAACAAAUACAGGUGUAUAUAACAGCGUUUGUGCCUUAAUGGACUUACAUGGACCUGUCACAUGUGUAGAGAGCAGCAAUUACUGUGUUGAAAGUAGCUGUAUUGGAGGUAACACUAUACUUCAUGAAUUGUAAUGACUGGACAAAUAUAAAAUCAUGUAUCGUAUAAUCAUCACCUACUAAAUAAAAGUCUGUACCAUGGGAACUUCA